AAGAGGAAGGAGGGACAUCGAGCCAGUGUCCUGCACAAGGAGGUGUCCAGAUGGAGAGCCGGUUUCCGUGGUGCUGGGCCCUGGAGGGGUGCCUGCGCCCUCCUGGCUGGCUCCCGGUCUGCUGGCUCUUUCAUUUGCUGCUGGUGCCCUGGACUCUGCAGCUGGCAGGAGGGCUGUCCGUGACCCACACUGGUCUUCCCAUCGUGGUCUCCCUGGCCAACAUACCUGCUUCCUUUAGCUGCAGAGUUAACUACCAGGAUAUCUCAGAACACAAAGGCUUAACUGUCACUUAUUUUUACGUGGAUCUCCACGGCACUCAUUUCUAUGAGAACAGCUCAGCGAAGCUGAUUACCUGCCAGCCUGGCGCAGAGAACCAGACCUUGGAUUGCCUGGUUAGACCCAGGUUGCCAGAUGCAUCGGCCACGGGCACGUACUACUGCUCUGUCCAUUGGCGGGGCUCCACAGUGCAGGGCAAUGGCACCUUCAUCCUGGUCAGAGACACAGGGUAUCAGCCACCCCCACUUAACCCCCAGAAGGCCCUCCUCCUUGGCUUUACCGGCCUGCUGAGUGUCCUGAGUGUGCUGGGUACAGCACUGCUGCUCUGGAAGAAGAAACAGAUGUCGGUUCCAGGGAAGCAACCCACUGGGACAUGCCCAGAUCCUAAACCCACCAACAGACCCAUGAAGCCUCCGGAAGAAUCCAUCUACACGGGAUUCUGCCCUCCCCAGUGGAUUCUGUCCUCCCCGGGCCUCCCACAGCAGGAUAAGGCCCUGCAGCACCGAGAGACAGAGGUCUAUGCCUGCAUUGAGAGUGAGGCUGGCAGCCCAGCCUCAAGCCAGGACCCUCCCUCCAAGGAGAAACUUCCACACAAACCCAGGUUUGAGGAUGACAGCGAAUUUAACCUGGUCUAUGAAAAUCUCUAGGAUGAAUUCUAGGACGAAGGCCCUGAGUCUUGUCCUGGAUCAGAGACCCAGCACCACCUGUCUUGCCAAGGACCUGAUUCGGACCAAGACAAGGGUCCUCAGGACAUGCUGUCACUUCACCCUCACAUUCAAGGCCUUCCCUGCCCUGGCCUGGCCGGCUCUUACAUGCUGCACCCCAGCCUGAGUAUUUCAUGUCUCUGGACUUCUGCUCCAGCUCUUCCCUCUGCCAUUCCUUCCCUGGCCCUGUGGGCGAAGUGCUCCAGGACAUGCUUGGAUGCCACCCUUUGCCCUCUUCAGUCCUUGUCUGCUCCCCUGCAGAGCCUUGUGUGUGGCUCCCUUAACACAAGCUACAUCUUGGUCCACAGGGAGACUGAGUCCCCAAGAAGAUGGCAGGACCACUACCAGUGCUGUGCCCAGCCAGUGAGCCACUCUACCUUCUCAGCUAGUUCAAAGGCACAGGGUGGCCACAUGCUGGCUGGGAGGGGAGAAGAACAUGGCCCAGGAGGAAUGAGGGAUGGGCACGAAUGAAGAACUGCACAGAAGCCAGAGAGCCAGACAUGGAGGCUAAAGAUGUAGCAAGUGUUGGUGGUCAGACCAGGACCUGGAGCAGGGAGGGUCCGUACCUGCUGGUGAAAAGGGGGAGACUCUAGCUUGUUUGGGGGUAGAGGUGGACACUGCCUGUCAUCCUCAGCUUCCAGGCCUCAGUUGCUUAUCCUUUCACCCCAAGACCCAGUCCCCCAAAGUCUCCUCCGUUUGGCCUGUCCUGGCCUCCUCCUCUGUGGCUUCAUCUGGUCCCCCUGUCUCUGUUUGCCUUUGACCCACCCUGUGGAUGGAGGCUAGCUGGGCCCACACCCAUCUUAACGUUCUCCAUGCCAUGUCUUUCCCGAGGUAGUUCAGCUGUGUGGGCUUGUGACUGGGCCUCCCUGGGUAGGUAGAUGGGUCUCUGUGCUGCAGAAGCUAAGGCCAGGGUGGGCAGUGGCUCACUCAAGGGACCCCUCAUUCCACCCUCCAGACAGCCCUACAAUGGAGAAACCAUCUCCUUGGAAGACAGGUUUCAUCAAGGUUACAUCGCUCUCUGCUCCAGCCCUCCCUCCUUCCCGUUUGCUGCUCCCUUGGCUUCCCCACUGUCUGUUCAUCUGUGUGAUACACAGGGCAAUCCACCUACCCCACUUCCUAGGCUGCUUCAGGAGUUCCAGGGACUUUCUCAUACCCAAAGCGCAAUGGGCCCAGGGGAGGUGGAGGACCCAAUGUGCAGACCCCAGCCUGGCCCUGGGCAGCACUGGACCCUCACCCCUCAGGCAGCAGCCCCUUUUGUUUGGCAGGUGAGACUCACAGAAAAGCUGAGGAGGAAGGUAGGCAGACACUGACCUCCAGGAGCCCCUGUGUCCUGGAAUAGUGGGCCCAGUGGACAGACAGCGGCCUCCACACUUGGCUCUGGGCCUUAUUUUGUGAACACCCAACAAGCAGGGUUCCUAGUGGGCCAGAGCUCCCGCUGGUUUAAUGAACUCCAGGCCUGUUGAGGAAGGAAGCUGCCUGGUACAGAGCUGCUUCCAGGCUCCUAACUCCAGCAGCCUGAGGGGCAGGUCUGGAGCCUGCUGAUGCCUCCCCCUCAGCCUGAGCCCUCUGUUCAUAGUCUCUGAACUCACUGACUGGACUCAGUAUUUCUAGCCCUUUCCAGGGGAAUGAAGGGUACCUAGUGGAAUUUCACCUGUGCCCUGGCUCAAGACCUAGCACAUCUGCUUCCCAGCAACCACCUGCCUAUACUACCUGUCCUUACAAAGCAGCUGUGGGUCCUGCUAAAACCUACUUUGUCUUGUCCCUCUUUCACACAAAACCAUGAUUUCUGUUUACUUGGAAUAAAAUCCCAGAA
This is a messenger RNA of Nannospalax galili (Upper Galilee mountains blind mole rat), 2793 nucleotides long. It is a transcript of the gene Nfam1, whose product is annotated as NFAT activating protein with ITAM motif 1. The record is from RefSeq and is a predicted model, not a curated record. Gene Ontology annotation, cellular component: membrane raft. Gene Ontology annotation, molecular function: transmembrane signaling receptor activity. The transcript has 7 exons. The coding region runs from base 51 to 923 and encodes 290 amino acids. Gene Ontology annotation, biological process: B cell receptor signaling pathway; positive regulation of B cell receptor signaling pathway; regulation of B cell differentiation. NCBI's taxonomy places the organism in Eukaryota, Metazoa, Chordata, Mammalia, Rodentia, Spalacidae.